AUGGCGUCUCAAGACGAGCCAUGGUUUCUCAAAUCAAAGAAACCAGUAUCCUUUCCCAAGCAUCAGGCCCUCGACUUGUCAAACAAGGACUUUGAUGCCUUUGUGCAGAGCACUGUUGUCGUCGGAAAAAUUUGCAACAAUGUUGCGGUCGCCGCCAAGUCUUCCCCGGAAAAGGAAGAUGACAUUACCAAAACCACAGAGUCAAGCGUCAGUGAUAUUCCGACGCCGCCCUCGACCACUGAAGAUGUCCGUGAGGUCUUGAGCAGCAUGGCUAUUGAAACCACUCAAGACGACAAAAGCAAGCCUGAGGAUGGACCCAUGGUCGAUGUGGAGAACAAGAUGCUCACGGAGAAUGCAGAUGUGGCAUACAGAUCUACCAACAACGCCCUCGUUGAUCUUUUCGCCGAGUUGGAGGAUGUUGUUUCAGGACCACGUCUGAUUGAGCUACUCAAUCUUGCCUGGGACUGCGACCCCGACGUCGCUCUCAAGAUCAUCUACAACGCUCGGUCCAUCCACUUGGGUAAAAGCUCCCGCCACACCUUCUACAGGUGUGCGGGCUGGCUGUUCCAAAAGCACCCAGCAACCCUGGUCACCAACCUGUGCUGGCUGAGCCGCCCGGUCAUUCAGAAGAAGGUAGAAAAGAAAGAGGGCGAGGAUUCCGAGAAGGCAGUCUUUGUCGAAGCCGCCGAGGUUGACGAGAGCGAUCCUGCCCACUACGAUGUCAAGAAUGGUGUGUCGCAUGGGUACUGGAAGGACUUGCUCAACAUCCUUGCCCUUGCCGUCAACGGCAAGCUUGACCCUCUGGCAGAUCCAAAAGAGAUUCUCAACGUGCACCAACGCGAGAAUGAGGAGGUCAGCAGGGUCACCCAGGAACAAGCCAAGGAAAAGCGACGUGAAACCUCGGACUCUCGCCACAAGACGGCCGUGGAAAAGUUUGAAAAUGACGCCAACUAUCGAGCCCUACACUUGGCUGUUGCCAGACUGUUUGCCGAGCAGCUCAAGGCUGACCUCGGACGCCUACGAGGCGACGAGCCACAGGGUAAGCGAAACAUCUCGCUGUGUGCCAAGUGGGCGCCUUCUGCGGGACGGUUUCAUGACAGACACACCUACAUCACCUCGACGAUUGCCGAGAUUCUAGCCCGUUCGUCAGCCGGAGAUGAAACCGGCAAGGACCGCGAGCAUUUUAUACGCCACGCCCGUGAGGGAUACCGAAAGGAUGUUUCUGCCCUUCGCAAGGAGCUGGAAGUGGUGGAGCGGGACAUUUCGGCAAACACGUUUGAGAACAUACAAUACGACCGCGUGCCCUCUAUCGCCAUGCAAAACUAUACCCCGAUCUUUGUCAAAAAGGAUGAGAAGCGCUUCGAUGAGUACAUGACCAAGGUGGCAGAAGGGUCGGCCAGCAUCUCCGGGGCCGUCUUAUCCCCGAGUGUACUAGUCAAGAGCGUCCAGAAUAGAUACAUGUCCACUGGCGGUCGUGUCAGGAACAAAAACACACGGGUGGAGAAGAAGAUGGCAGAGAUGCAAAUGAAAGUAGCAGACGGUCAGUGGAAGACUCUGGUGCAGCGGAUCCGGGACAGCGGCACGCUCGACAACAGUAUCGCCGUCUGCGACGUCAGCGGGAGCAUGGAAUAUCCUGAAUUCAAGGACGGGACCUGCCCCAUGGACUCGGCCAUUGGUUUAUCGUUGCUCGUUGCCGAGGUUUGUAGACCUCCAUUCGACGGCACCUUCAUCACAUUUAGCACAAACCCAUCUAUUCAGUCUGUUGAUCUGAAGGCCUCAUUUUCUCAAAAAGUGAUGGCCAUGAAGCGGGCUAAUUGGGGUGCAAGCACCGACUUUGUCGCCGUGUUUGAGAAGCUUGUGCUGCCCAUGGCGGUGAAGAACCAGAUCAGACCAGAGGAUAUGGUCAAGCGGGUGUUUGUGUUUUCGGACAUGCAGUUCAACAAGGCGGACCUGGCCGAAAAUGAAUACAAUGCAGACGGAAGCUUCAAGAACAGCAACACCAAGUGGUCGACCAGCUACGAGCGGAUUCAAAAAGCAUACCGCGCCGCCGGCUACGACAUGCCCGAGCUUGUGUUUUGGAAUCUAGCGGGCGGCAGGGCGGGGGUGACGGGAGACGGCGACCCGACGGCACCCAAGCCCGUCACCGCAGACAUGGAGGGCACGGCGUUGGUUAGCGGUUACAGCCAGGGGAUGCUCAAGGUGUUUUUGGACGGUGGUGGUUUUGAGGAUCCUGAAGACCAGGACGAGGAUUUGAUGGAAGUUGUGAAGGGUGAGGAUGGAGAGGAGGUGGAAGUCCAAGAGCACAAGAGGCGCAGGAAUGAUCCGCUUGACAUUGUGCGCAAGGCGGUCAGCCACCAGGCAUAUUCAAUGUUGAAGGUUGUGGAUUGA
This is a messenger RNA of Pyricularia pennisetigena, 2388 nucleotides long. RefSeq lists its product as uncharacterized. The record is from RefSeq and is a predicted model, not a curated record. NCBI's taxonomy places the organism in Eukaryota, Fungi, Ascomycota, Sordariomycetes, Magnaporthales, Pyriculariaceae. Bases 1 to 2388 code for a protein of 795 amino acids. The transcript has a single exon.